AUGUCGCAGGACUUACCUACCCUAUCGCAUUUCAGCAAACGCGAGUACCUUCUCGCGCAAAUCCGCCACAAGGACCAAAUGAUCGAGUCUUUGUUAAAGCAGUUGCACAAUCCGUACACGGCUACUCCCCUUUCGAUAUCAGCCUUCAAAACGGCCACCUCGCCCUCUGACAAGGACAAUGUCAAGAUUGUUGAUUGGAUGGACCGUCUUCAGUCAAGUACGAAACCGCCAACCCAGCCAUGUCCAUCCAGGAUGGAGAUGUUACGCGAGCUUCGAGAUACGCAUAACAAUGCGGGCGGGGUUGGCGAUAACAGUAUGGAGGACUCCGACGAGAUAGAAGAGGGCGAUGAGACGACUGAAGGUGAAGAGACUGAAAAAGUGAGAGGCACUCUCCCGGAUGCCGCGGUGCCGAUCGGUCUCCUUGCCAGUCUGUCUUUGGACAAGGAUAAAGGCAAAGGCAGGGCAAGUCAGAGUGCUGGAACACCUAGCACCAAUACAAAGCUUGAAGAAGACGACGACAACGUGGGCGUGGCCAAUAAGGAGUACUUUAUGCCAGGACUUGCAAAUAAUCUCAACAUCCGUAAAAACUUGAUCGAGCAACAUAGCCCACCAGACAUCGUCUUACACGGUCUAGUUACCGCUGCCGACGUGGAGAAGCUGUUCGAGAUAUUCUGGGGUAAAAUCAACCCUUUCAUCAGCCUGUUAGACCGGAAGGUUCAUACACCGACCACGAUUUUCCAAAGAUGUCCUUUCCUCUUUACAGUCAUUUGCGCAAUCUCGUCCCGUUAUUACGACAAGUCAGAAAUAUACCCGGUUGCAAUGCACUUCGCGAAACAUGCAGCCGCCAAUGCACUCAUUGAUGGAUGGAAGUCUGUAGAACUCUGUCAGGCUUAUAUUCUCAUGAGCCUAUAUACUGUCCCUGCCCGCAGGUGGGAAGAGGACCGAAGUUGGUUGUACACAGGUUUGGCUAUUAGGAUUGCGACCGAUUUGAGCCUACAUCAGGUAUCUGAAAUUCGACCUACGACAGAGAGGCAAGAGCGCGAACUUUUAAACCGGAUACGGGUGUGGAUGAUAUGUUUCAACCUCGAUCGUUCGACGGCUACCCAAUUUGGGAAACCAUCCACCAUCAAAGAGGACUACAUCAUACGGAACGCCAAUUGGUACAAGAAAUCACCACACAAUGACAAAUAUGAUAUCCACCUGUGUGGGUACACGGCGCUGCUGCGCAUAGUCGCCCAGUUCCAUGACGACGUCUUCUCGGAUCCUGAUUCCCCUACGGGCUUGAACAGAUCUAUCGAUUUCCUUACUGUAACGCUCGAACACGAUAAUCGUCUCACACUGUACUUUGAUGAGUGGACAAAGCGCUUCAAUGAGGAUUCCGAUCAUACAGAUCCUGGUUCCGCAUUCCGGUGUAAACUCCUGCCAUUUCUUGUCAACUAUUCCAGGCUGGUGAUGUACUCGUUUGGAUUUCAACACGCAUUCCAGCGUGGGAUGGAAUCUAACGACCAGAUUUUCCUUGAGAAGUGUUUUGAUGCUGCGACUGCGGUGAUCGAGCACGUGGUUGAAGUUCUUGCGCCGAGUGGUUUUAUGCGGUCUUCGCCAGAUGGGCAUUUUGUCUUCGCUUCCUUCGCGUCCGCGUUCUUGCUGAAGCUGCUUCGUCCGGAGUUUGCGCAGUUCCUCACACACAAAAUGGAGGAUGAAAUAUUCGAAUCGAUUAGUCGACUAAUCACAACGUUGCAAGAACUUGCGAUCGAUGAACGCCAUACACCACACCUCUAUGCCCGUUUCCUUGCCAGCCUGCUUACGAAGCAUCGCAAGGGAGGAGCUGGAGUCGGCGGGCACCCCCAGUCACAACCCCCGGCAAGCCAGUCUGUCCAUAAACCUUCGACCCAACCGCGCGGUUACGGUGGACAACAGUGCAUAUCAUCUCCGUCGCGUCUGCACUACUCCGGGUUAUCAUCACAAGACUCCUCGUACCCACGGUAUGAUAGUGACAAUAUGCAAAUGAACGGUAGUCCCUUCCCGGGCACCUCUAGGUCCCCUCCACCUGCAACAACGCCACCCAUGCCCGCUGCGAAUGCUCCCGGACCCGAAUACCUCGGCGAGCCUGGCAUGGACGAUAUGUUGACAGAUAUAGGAGCUUUGGCGUCCAUGCGUGCUUUGAAUGACGUAUGGUGGGGCAACAUGAUGAUGCCUGGGUGA
Molecule: messenger RNA, 2202 nt
Organism: Pisolithus orientalis
Lineage: Eukaryota; Fungi; Basidiomycota; Agaricomycetes; Boletales; Pisolithaceae
Product: fungal-specific transcription factor domain-containing protein
Exons: 15
Coding region: 1-2202 (733 amino acids)
Biological process (GO): DNA-templated transcription; regulation of DNA-templated transcription
Cellular component (GO): nucleus
Molecular function (GO): DNA-binding transcription factor activity, RNA polymerase II-specific; transcription cis-regulatory region binding; zinc ion binding
Source: RefSeq, a predicted model, not a curated record